GUGGGGGAGCGACCCGGAGGCGGGAGGCGCAGUGGCUGAGGCGCGUCUGCGCUGGUGAUCAGAAUUAGGUAGACCAUGACUGUGCCUUCGGUGGCGUCACUCGCUGGGCCGCUUACCCUGAGAUUUCCCUAAGCCAUCUCCUGGUGGAACUGCUCCCAGAUUUUAUCUAUAAGUGCUUGUGGAAAAGAUGGCUGAUAUUAACCUCAAAGAAGUAACCUUAAUAGUAGGGGUGGUUACUGCCUGCUAUUGGAACAGCCUCUUUUGUGGUUUUGUUUUUGAUGAUGUUUCAGCAAUACUGGAUAAUAAAGACCUGCAUCCAUCUACACCUUUAAAAACUUUAUUUCAAAAUGACUUCUGGGGAACCCCUAUGUCUGAGGAGAGAAGCCACAAGUCUUACCGACCCUUAACAGUGCUGACAUUUCGCUUAAAUUAUCUGUUUAGUGAACUGAAACCAAUGUCGUAUCAUCUCCUAAAUAUGAUUUUUCAUGCUGUGGUUAGUGUGAUAUUUCUUAAAGUCUGUAAGCUUUUUCUGGACAACAGGAGUAGUGUGAUUGCUUCUUUACUUUUUGCAGUGCACCCAAUACACACAGAAGCAGUAACUGGUGUUGUAGGAAGAGCAGAACUUUUGUCAUCUAUCUUUUUUCUAGCUGCAUUUUUGUCAUAUACUAAAUCAAAAGGACCAGAUAAUUCCAUAGUAUGGACUCCAAUUGCUUUGACAGUGGUUUUAGUUGCUGUUGCAACAUUGUGUAAAGAACAAGGAAUAACAGUUGUGGGAAUUUGCUGUGUGUAUGAAGUAUUUAUUGCCCAGGGGUAUACUUUGCCAUUAUUAUGUACUACUGCCGGACAGUUUUUCCGUGGAAAGAGUAGUAUUCCAUUUUCUAUGCUGCAGACACUAAUAAAACUAAUUGUUUUGAUGUUCAGUACACUAUUACUUGUUGUGAUUAGAGUUCAGGUCAUUCAGUCCCAACUUCCAGUAUUCACCAGGUUUGAUAACCCAGCUGCUGUAAGCCCAACUCCUACAAGGCAACUAACUUUUAACUACCUCCUUCCAUUGAAUGCUUGGCUUCUAUUAAAUCCUUCAGAACUCUGCUGUGAUUGGACCAUGGGAACAAUACCACUUAUAGAGUCAUUUCUAGAUAUUCGAAAUCUUGCCACAUUUACUUUCUUUUGCUUUUUGGGGGCUUUGGGGGUAUUCAGUCUCAGAUACCCUGGUGAUUCCUCCAAGACUGUUUUAAUGGCACUUUGUCUAAUGGCAUUACCAUUUAUUCCUGCAUCAAACCUUUUCUUCCCAGUUGGAUUUGUUGUUGCUGAGCGAGUAUUAUAUGUUCCUAGCAUGGGGUUCUGUAUUUUGGUGGCCCAUGGAUGGCAGAAAAUAUCAAACAAAAGUGUAUUAAAAAAGCUAUCUUGGGUUUGUCUGUCUAUGGUGAUAUUCACUCAUGCCUUAAAAACACUCCACAGAAAUUGGGAUUGGGAGUCUGAAUAUACAUUGUUUAUGUCAGCCUUGAAGGUAAAUAAAAAUAAUGCCAAAUUAUGGAAUAAUGUGGGUCAUGCUCUAGAAAAUGAAAAGAACUUUGAGAGAGCUUUGAAAUAUUUCUUACAGGCUACUCAUGUACAGCCAGAUGAUAUUGGUGCUCACAUGAAUGUAGGAAGAACUUAUAAAAAUUUAAAUAGAACCAAAGAAGCUGAAGAAUCUUAUAUGAUGGCUAAGUCCCUGAUGCCCCAAAUCAUUCCUGGUAAAAAAUAUGCAGCCAGAAUUGCGCCUAACCACUUAAAUGUUUAUAUUAAUCUGGCCAAUCUGAUCAGAGCAAAUGAGUCCCGCCUGGAAGAAGCAGAUCAGCUAUACCGACAAGCAAUAAGCAUGAGACCCGACUUCAAGCAGGCUUAUAUUAGCAGAGGAGAAUUGCUUUUAAAAAUGAAUAAGCCUCUUAAAGCAAAAGAAGCAUAUCUUAAAGCACUGGAGCUGGACAGAAAUAAUGCAGAUCUUUGGUACAACUUGGCGAUUGUUCAUAUUGAACUUAAAGAACCAAAUGAAGCCCUAAAAAAUUUUAAUCGUGCUUUAGAACUAAAUCCAAAGCAUAAGCUAGCAUUAUUCAAUUCUGCUAUAUUAAUGCAAGAAUCAGGUGAGGUUAAACUCAGACCUGAAGCUAGAAAACGUCUUCUUAGCUAUAUAAAUGAAGAGCCACAAGAUGCUAAUGGUUAUUUCAAUUUGGGAAUGCUUGCCAUGGAUGACAAAAAGGACAGUGAAGCAGAGAUGUGGAUGAAGAAAGCUAUAAAACUACAGGCCGAUUUUAGAAGUGCUUUGUUUAAUCUGGCUCUCCUGUAUUCUCAGACUGCAAAGGAAUUAAUGGCUUUGCCAAUUUUGGAAGAGUUACUCAGAUACUAUCCUGAUCAUAUCAAGGGUCUCAUUUUAAAGGGAGACAUUCUGAUGAAUCAAAAGAAAGAUAUACUUGGAGCAAAAAAAUGUUUUGAAAAAAUUUUGGAGAUGGAUCCAAACAAUGUGCAAGGAAAACAUAAUCUCUGUGUUGUUUAUUUUGAAGAGAAGGACUUACUAAAAGCUGAAAGAUGCCUGGUUGAAACAUUGGCAUUAGCACCACAUGAAGAAUAUAUUCAACGCCAUUUAAAUAUAGUCAGGGAUAAAAUUUCCUCAUCUAGUUUUGCAGAACAGCCAGUAUCCCCAGCUGGUAAGACUUCAGGUGUAGGAGACAAAAUUCCAACUGAAAAUGUAAAAGAAGUAAGAAGUAAACCCAGACCUACACAGAUCAUAAAAUCAAGUGAUAAUAAAAGUCAAUCUAAGUCCAACAAACUAUUAGGAAAAAAUACAGACAAAGAGACCCCCCAUAAAACAACAAAAGAAAUCAAAGAAAUUGAGAAGAAAAGAGUUGCUGCUUUAAAAAGACUAGAAGAAAUUGAACGUAUUUUAAAUGGUGAAUAGCAUUAUUUAUCAUGUGACAGUUUCAAAGAACUUCAGUCUAUCUUAUGUGAUUCGUUUUACUGGGAGCUUUGAAAAAAUAACAAGUGUACACGUAACAAACAGUCUGUCAUGAGCCUGCCUCUCUAUAGGAUCAAAAUACAAUUUUCAUUAAAUACCUGUCUUACCCCAGGGUAUGUAUUGCAUAAGGUAUGACAGUAGUUUUCUGAGUUUUGGUGAAUAUAGCAGAAAUACUAAAUUACAGUUUGCAAAUUUGUAUCUUUUAUGUGGAAGGAAGAUUCUUCCUGCAGAGUAAUCUUGACUACUCUCAAUUAAAAAUAAUCUGAAGCCUGAAUGAUAAACUCUUGGGGGCAAAUUCAACAUAUGGUGGUUUAUUCUAUGAAUUUGCAUUUAUUAGUUGAUUUCAUUACUUUCUCUUAGCUAUUGGAAUCUGAAUAGUGAAAUGAAUAAUGAGUUGAAAACACUUAAUUGAACAUAUUCUUUUUUCUUUGGUAACUUCUAUUUAACAAAGGAACUUUGCACCACAAAAGAAUACUAGCUUCCUUUAUGUUAUGUUCUUUGGUUGAUUUUUAGGACUACCAGAUGAAACUUUUUAAAAUAAGUCAUAUGACAUGUUUUAAGAAUGUAUUUUCAUAGUUGUAUGCUUGUCUUUAACUAAUUUUGGUCUGAAAUGCAAUUUUUAAUCAGGUAAAGUUUUAAAUACACACACACACACAGAUAUAGACAUAUAUAUGUGUGCAUAUAUAUACACAUACACAUUUCUAAUGGUGCUCAUAUAUAACGUAUUUUUAUUUUUUUACAUACUGAGAGUUUCACAGCAUGAACCCCACGUAAAUCAUAACUGUCUUUGAUUUUUUUACUUAUAAAAAUAUUAUAAUUAUUGGGGGAAAGUCCCAAUAAUUAUUAUUUAAACUUUUGAGUUAAAACAUAGUAAGAUCCUCUUUCAUCUUAGUGUUUACUCUCUAGUGUUAUUUGAAUUUUAAUUGUUCCAAAAACAUACUUUAAUCCUUCUUAGAUACUUUAAGCAACUAAAUUCAGUUCUUUAUUUCAGUGAAGACAAAACAAUGUGACGAAGUUUUAUUUUUAAACACUAAGUUCUUGAUAUCUUCCGAUGGUGUAUAUUUUUAUUAAAUAUUUAUUUUGACUACUGAGCUUUCAUAAAAAAUUCAUAGCUGUUUUAAUUCCAUCAACUAUGGAAAACAAAUUGCUAUUGCAUUUUCCUAUAUAUGCAUAUAUUAGUUUAACCAAAAUUUUAUCAUUUUGGGCCUAUUUUCCAGCUACAAAAGGUAAUUAACCUCAUAUAGGAUUAAUAGUUGAUUUUAACAAUUUUAAACCUGAAAACCAUUAGGUUGAGCAGUAGAUAAAAUCAAAUUUAUUAAUUUAUAUCUGGUUUUUGACUUAAAAUACAUUUCAGAUGAGUUUUACAAUACCUAAUAAAGUUGGUUUUAAUUUAAAAUAUUAAAGCUCAAGCUAUCAUCCUGGGAUAGUAACUGAUUUCUAAUUAUGUAGAAUUUCAAAAACUGCACUUCUGUUCCUUUGAGAUAACUAAUUUCUAAUUAUGUUAUAAAAAUAAUAUUGCUGUAAGUUUUUAUAAAAUAUUUUCUAAAUAGGUCACAAGAUAUAUAGUCUGCAUUAAAGACCCACUCUUACUAGCUUUCCUGAGGUUGUGUCAUAGGUUAUUUUUUAGGCAAUUUAAAUCAAGCAUUGACACCAAUCAUGGUUUAUUUUUGAUUUAGGAGAUUCUGUUCAGGAUUUAAAGCAAUACCCAGUUUCAGUUUUUAAAUUAAGGCUUUGUGACUCCAGAUAUAAGAUGGAGAAUACCUCAUAUACUAUGACUUGAAAAACGAAAUCUAUGUUAAUCUUAUGUUCUCUCCACAUAUCUUGAGAAAAAGUUUCUGAGUUUGAUCUCUUCCAUUGUAGUAUCAAGUGAGGAUAAUUCAGAAAAGUAGAAGAGAAGUCUUUUGUGACAGCAGAUCAUAAUAUGAGCUUUGAGUAGUAUUUUAAUAAAAUUGUAUAACUAUUCAAAAGAUAAAAAAAUAUAUUGGUAUCCAAUGAUUUUUAUAGAAGAAAGAAUUUUCCUCCUUAUUGCACUUAGAACAAUGCCUAUCAUGUAGGAGGUGCUCAUAUGUUUGCAUUUUAAAUUAUUUAAAUCAAAUCCACACUGAGUGAAUAAUAACUUUUCCAAAUUAAUGUUUCAACUCUCACUUCAUAUUAGAAUCACCGGGAGGACUCUUGUGGACCCCACUCCACAACAAUUUAAUUUGAAUUUUUUAGGGAGGGUGCCAUUCCAUUUUGCUUAAAGUUCUCAGAUUCUAAUUUGUAGUGAGGGUUAAUGACCAUUGCUCAAAAGUAGUUCAGGAAAUUCUAUAUUAGUUCAAGAAAAUUCUCCUAUCUCUUCGGUGUUAACUUUUUAAAUUAGUAACAUAACCCAGUUAGGUUUUGAUGUUUUAAUAAUUACGCUCUUCUGAUGACUAGUAUUUAUUUCAUUUUACGUACCAUCAAGCUUGCUUAUGUGUAAGAUGAUUAUUCUCUUUAAACUCAUAGUAGAACUCUUAUUCAAGCUGUUCAAGUGAAAAAAGGUAAUAGAUUUUUUAACCCUUUUUUGGAACUGCCUUUAUGGGGAAAUGGAUGAUUAGAGACAUUUUAGUCCAGUUCACUAACCUGUGGUUCACAGAUAUAAGCAUCUAUAUGUUUGGCAAAGAAAGCUUAUCAUACAUAGGUUUGUGUGCUGGUAAAGGGAUGUAUUUUUAGUUCUCACUGUUUUACAAAAGAAUAUAUUCCCCCAGGAAAGCUUUGACAAUCCCUAAGGGACAAUUAUGUUACUUUUUUUCACUGCUUGUCAGAAGAAAGAAUUAAGUUUUUCUCCUAUUGCCCUCAUGGUAUUUUCUUAUUAACAUUCAGAAUUGGGAAUUUUAUCUUGUAACUAUCCCAGGAAGUAAUUUCAUGAAGCUAAUGACUUGGAGGAUAAAACGAAUAUGUUUGCAAUUUUGUUUUUACUUUUAUGUAAAUAUUUAGUAUGUGAUUUACACAAUUCUAAUAAAACCUUAUGCCUUUUCAUUACAUCUAAUUUGAGCUCUCAACUUCAUGUUGCAGAAUACUUCUUUGAAGAUGCUUUAAUGAAAACUAUUAUCAAAAUAUAUAGAUUUAUAUGUCAAUUUCUAUUUCAGAAAUCCAUAUAUUUGUCGUAUUUAUUUUUUUAAAGACUUCCUAAAUGUUUGCAUGACUAAAUGGUAUUUAAAAUGAACCCCCCAAAUAUCUGGUACCUUUGUCCAAAAUUUUGUCUCUUGGAAGCUGUUAGCCAUCCGUGUUAAGGGUUUAUAAGAAAAUAGUUUAAUAUUAUAUGCAUUUUAUAUUA
Molecule: messenger RNA, 6284 nt
Organism: Hyaena hyaena (striped hyena)
Lineage: Eukaryota; Metazoa; Chordata; Mammalia; Carnivora; Hyaenidae
Gene: TMTC3
Product: transmembrane O-mannosyltransferase targeting cadherins 3
Exons: 14
Coding region: 188-2932 (914 amino acids)
Biological process (GO): protein O-linked glycosylation via mannose
Cellular component (GO): endoplasmic reticulum
Molecular function (GO): mannosyltransferase activity; protein binding
Source: RefSeq, a predicted model, not a curated record